UGAUAAAAUUUGCGUUGACGCUACGGGUCCCGAGUAACGAUUCUAUCGAUCUAAAUUUUCGUGUUAAAUAGCAUUUUGUGCGUUGUAUCAGUGUUCUAGCCGACAGUGCAACGCAAUGUUCGCGAGGGCACCCUUCAUUUUGGCGGUGGUCGUUCAGCUGGCGAUUGUUGGAAUCGGCGGAACAGCGGGACAAUUUACAGGCCCUACACUAGCCUGCGGUGGUACAUCGUUGCUAAAAACAACCACACUGAUUUCACCGGACCAGAUCGGCACCAACGGAGGCGCCACUAGCUGCAGCUACACCAUACGAGCCUUCAAUUUACGCAUCUGUCAGCUUCGUCUGGAUUUCAACUCAUUCAACCUGGCCCCACCGACGCCCGAUAGUGGUUCGGAGUGCAUCGUCGACACACUUUCGAUUCAGAAUCUGGAUUUCAAUUUGUGCGGUGAAAAUACUGGACAGCACAUUUACGUCCCCUUCACCCCGACCCUCUCGGCACUGACGAUGGCUAUUAACUUUAAUCUUGGCGCAAGGCUUCCGGGGCAAAGCGCACCGUACUGGAAUAUACGGGUGCAACAACUAGAGUGCCCGAUAGGUGUUUCCUACGCAUCGAAACUGGCCGUUCGAACCGAAUCGACCGGCUUGACCAAGACCUUUCACCACGAUUUAGCAUCUCUAGCACCGACAGGCUGCCUGCAGUAUCAUACCGCUCAAACGGGGGUCAUCAAAUCGUUUAAUUUCAACUUAGGAGGGCCCUAUAUUGGCGGUAUGCAUUAUGCGAUCUGUUUCCGUCGUCUUCGAACCAAUACAGCCCUGAAACUGUACGCGGAUGUGUUCGACCUGCCAGUAAACGAAGGCACGACGGCGAAUGGAUUUGAGGAAUCAUGCUAUUGGCCUAUCCAAACCCAGGGCCGCUCGGAGGACCAUCUGUUUAUUCCGAACGGCAAGGUUGACGUGGGUGGGGUAACUAUGAGGUAUAAUCGAUUCUGCGGCCAAAGCAUUCACCAGAAAUCUGUGGAAACGUCCGAAGCGGGACCGUUUGUUCUACGUUUUACCAGUGACACCGUUUACGGUCUCAACGGAGCAAGUGAAACUGGUUUCCACAUUACGUACGAAAUUGUCUAAACUACCCAGCGCCGCGAUAAUCCCAACAAGAACAAUAUUUAACACUCGCUCUGGAAUGACAGGCUUUUUCUUUACCGAAAUAAUAAUCAAAAUUUCAGCAUUCUAAAGGUAGCAACGUUUCACUGCCCACACCCACCUUGUAUUUGUGUUUGUGUUAGAAGAAAUAGAAAAACGACAUCUAUUCGUUUAUUAUUUCCUAGUCCAUUCUGUAGCUUUAAGAAACAUACUCA
Wyeomyia smithii (pitcher-plant mosquito) is the source of this 1353-nucleotide messenger RNA. RefSeq lists its product as uncharacterized. The coding region runs from base 116 to 1123 and encodes 335 amino acids. NCBI's taxonomy places the organism in Eukaryota, Metazoa, Arthropoda, Insecta, Diptera, Culicidae. The transcript has 5 exons. The record is from RefSeq and is a predicted model, not a curated record.